UGCAUGUAGCAGACGAUCGAGAAGACACGUCUAAAAUCUAAAUAAACAUCGGUAUCGCUGAUCAACUUCGCUAUGCUUGAAAAUCUUGAGUUCCGUGAGGUUGUGCGGCUAGCAGGAGUGGGGUUCUUCUACCUCCUCAUUCUAAUGCUCUGUCUGCUCUACUUCGGAGACAGCAUCCAGAAGUUGUUUUUUAGUUAUUUCCCGAGGUCCCAUCCCACUUUGGAUGAAUCCAAAGAAAAACUACCCCCUGAUGAGCUGUUAAAACAACAGAAAGCUGCAAGAGAGAAGAUACAGGAUGAGCAUACAUUAAAGGCAGAGAGCUUUACCGAGAGGAUAUUGAAACCAAAGGAAGAGGCUAAGAAAGCCGACUUGGAGAAGGAAUUCUACAGGAAUGCAGGACCAGCAUGGAAGGGAAAAGGAGAGCGCACAAGGCCAAGAGAUGACAAUGAUGAUUCUUCAUCCGGGAACCAAGAGACCAGACCGGCUCCUCGGAAGAGAGACCUAGAGGGAACUAACCGGGAUGCUGCUGCUGCUAGGAAACUCCCAGAGUCAGUGACAAACCCACCAAAGAGAGCUCCAGCUGAACCCCCAAAAGCUAAAGUAGUCAUAACACUGCCUGAUGAACCAGAAGAAGGAACACCAAAGAGCAUUACUGUUGCAUUGAGGGGCACCGCUAGCAUAGUGAAAAGAAGACGGUUUUUAUUCACAGAAAAAGUUCAGGUUUUACUAAACUGGAUGUCCAAGCUUGGUUACCAUCAGAAGCUCUACACGCUGGUCACGACCUACCCUCGGCAGGAUCUAUCCCAGCAUGCAGCAGACACGCUAGAGGAAGCAGGGAUCGAUCACGAUGUUGCUCUGGUUGUGGAGGAGAUUAUACCAAAGGAAGAGUCGUAGGAAUACUUUACAUCCUUUACAUUCCAUAAUAUCUUCUUGUGCCUUUUACUCUAU
Molecule: messenger RNA, 948 nt
Organism: Strongylocentrotus purpuratus (purple sea urchin)
Lineage: Eukaryota; Metazoa; Echinodermata; Echinoidea; Camarodonta; Strongylocentrotidae
Product: UBX domain-containing protein 8
Exons: 8
Coding region: 73-894 (273 amino acids)
Biological process (GO): intracellular protein transport
Cellular component (GO): nucleus; endoplasmic reticulum; endoplasmic reticulum membrane
Molecular function (GO): ubiquitin binding
Source: RefSeq, a predicted model, not a curated record